This is a messenger RNA of Corythoichthys intestinalis (scribbled pipefish), 8252 nucleotides long. It is a transcript of the gene plce1, whose product is annotated as phospholipase C, epsilon 1. Gene Ontology annotation, biological process: release of sequestered calcium ion into cytosol; small GTPase-mediated signal transduction; phosphatidylinositol-mediated signaling. Bases 422 to 7234 code for a protein of 2270 amino acids. The transcript has 44 exons. The record is from RefSeq and is a predicted model, not a curated record. Lineage: Eukaryota; Metazoa; Chordata; Actinopteri; Syngnathiformes; Syngnathidae. Gene Ontology annotation, molecular function: guanyl-nucleotide exchange factor activity; phosphatidylinositol-4,5-bisphosphate phospholipase C activity.
GAGAGCGGUUUGCAUCACUGAGCUCCACUUGUUGAAUCAAAUGAGAGCUUCACGUUCACUCCACUCGCUCGGCGGACUCUUCUACACCUGCCUCAAACUUUUUGGAUUUUUACCCGAACAUAACCGGACCUGUCGGAACUGCAAUGAAUAUCUAUUCCGGAGGCACAUGUCGGGACCUGGCGCACUCUUGGCCUGGCAAGCCGUGACUGUGAAGCUCACUAUCAAGGAAAUUCCUUUCAAUUUCACUAUCUGGUGGUUUACACAGCUGCACAAGCUCCACUCUUCAAGCUCGAGGCCGCUUUUGCCACCCAGCGUACCCCACAAUGACACACUGUCAAUUGUAAAGGGAGGACUGACUGUCGAUGUGUUGUGAUCUGCUUUGGAUCCAUCUGGGCGUCUGUGAUUCAAAGAAGAGACUACAAUGGCCACGGAGGAGAGUCCGAACGUCUCGGACAAGCGCGCUUCACCUCCGUCUUCCGCGGUGAGAGAAAGCAGACGCUUGAACGACUGCCAGGAAGUCCAGCAGCACCCGGACCAGCUUUGGCUGCCCAAGCAGCGUAGUAGCCCCGCUCUCCUUUAUUACAGGAAGUUGUCAUGUGACAGUGAGAUUGACGCUUUGGAUUAUGGUUCUUUGGAGUACAGCCCUGAGAUGAAGCUUUAUCCAGAGCGAACACUCGACAAAAGAUUAGACGGAAUCACCUCCGAGUCUACGAAAAGUUUGGAAGGAUCUUUGAACCAGUUGGAUUUGAUACACGAGGGUGUGGGGGAAGCCAGAACUGGCUUUAACUGUUGCUCCUGCACCCAUUUUAACCGCCGUGACUCGACAAACUCGUAUCCCAGCCCGAGUUUGAGCCUCUGCUCCAGCCCCGCUCAUAGUCCGUCGCUUAGACGCCACGGCGUCUACUGGAGGAGCCGGCAACACUUUCGUCGCUGCAGUUUGCCUGUGUCAAAACAGGAUUUCCACAAGCCAUCACGAGGCUCCUCUCGACGCAGUCCUUCCAGUGAACCCAACUCCCUGGCGUCUUCCCCUUUUAGCUCCCCACUCCUUCAGCGUAACGGUCACUUUCACAGUCACGGAUACAGCUUCUCCAGCUUAGAGCGACUGGAAGGAAACACUUGCUCCUUGGAGAAAUUUUUCCAAUCCGUGACACGUGAAGAGAGGUUGACCCCGGAAAGGAGAAGGGGGAGCCGCGACGGGGGUGACGAAAGUGACGAGGGGUCCGAAGAUGAUCUCCUGGAUAACUCUGAAUUCGUCAGGAACCGUAAGGAGCGUUCCACCGUCCUGGUGAGACGCUUCUUUAAGAAUAAUCAAAAGAUGACCAAGUCGGUGUGCACCGGAACUAGAGCCAUUGUCCGGACUCUCCCUUCGGGACGCAUCUCGGAGUCGUGCUGGGACCGGGUGGUUUGUCGCCUGACGUGGCGACCUAACAAGAAGGAUAUUCUGCCAAUCUUGACUCCCCGCAAAGGAGAAGACCUCCGAAUCUGCAAAGUGAUGUUACACAACGUCUGGAUACAGAUGUGCAAGGUAGCCCAAAAUGUCGCAAUCGGGGUUGCACUCGACCUAACCCACCCUUCCAAAACGCUGCUUCCACCUUCUCAGCCCAGAUGUGGCGGCCUUCCGCUUUUUUGCCAGUCGCCGGAACUUGUCAGCGGUCGCCCACCCGGACCGGCUCGUGUCACCGUCCUUGAUUGCCACUGGAGAUCUUCUUACCCGCUCAGCUUUUAUCUUGUGUGCGGUCAGAGGACGUCUGUUUGCUCCCUUCUGACCGGCGCUCUUCUGGAAGCCACAUCCGCCCUCGGGGCUCGUUGCGCCUUACCCUGCCCGUUUGGACAGUCGCCCAACAGCAACCACGGCGUACUGAAAGAGCGUCAGCUGGCUAACAGCAUGAGCGGCGGCGGCGCCCUCCUCGCCGGCGUGAGCGGAAUUUCCAAGGAGCUGGCCGAGCUUCGGCACCUGGUGCAGUUCCCCGAAGAGAUCGCCUGCGUCCUCACCGAGCAGGAGCAGGAGCUCUACAGGCGGGUGUUGCCUUUGGACUAUCUGUGCUUUCUGACGUGUGACCUGGGCAGUCCGGAGGGUCCGAGCAGGCGGCACCCGGAGCUCAAGGCCUCGCUGUCGGCCCCCGACAUGCCCACCCAGACGGCGCAGCGCAGGAAUGCGGUGGACGACUUGGUGGCGCGCUUUAAUGAGGUGAGUUCGUGGGUUACCUGGCUGGUGCUGACGGCCAGCUCGAUGGAAGAAAAAAGGGACGUGUUCUCCUAUCUGGUCCACGUGGCCAAAUGCUGUUGGAACAUGGGCAACUACAACGGCGUCAUGGAGUUCCUGGCUGGACUCAGGUCACGCAAGGUGCUGAAGAUGUGGCAGUUCAUGGAGCAGUCGGACAUCGAGACCAUGAGAAGCCUGAAGGACGCCAUGGCGCAGCACGAGACCUCCUCGGAGUAUAAGAAGGUUGUCACCAGAGCGCUUAACAUCCCAGGAUGCAAAGUGGUGCCUUUCUGCGGGGUGUUCCUGAAGGAGCUUAGUGACGCGUUGGACGGCACGGCCAGCAUCAUCAGCCUUAAAACGCCGCCCGAUAACACGGAAGACUCGUUAGAGUUUGUGUCCGACUACAGCGGCCAACACAACUUCCUGUCCCGUGCCGGGAUGGACGGUCUUCACGUCCCGGAGAAAGAAGCCACCGUCAGCAACAUUCUGCAGAUUAUUCGAUCAUGCAAUCGGAGCUUGGAGGCAGAAGAUCCUGAUGAGGCAUCUACCACCCCGUCUUCUUCUGGUCCUACGCUAGCUUCUAGAAACAACUCCCUAAGGGACCGUUGCCGCUAUCAGUUCAUGGUGGGCGACCUGUCCGAUUCCGAAGGUGACCUGUCAUCCGAACCCGCAGCUAGCGAAAUGGAGUUUCAGGGCACGGAGGAGACACACCGAGCUUUUUGCCAUGGGACCGAGCUUAUUCCGUGGUACGUGUUGUCCCUUCAACCAGAUGUUCACCAGUUCCUGCUACAGGGAGCCACCGUUAUUCACUACGAUCAGGACAGCCACCUAACGGCCCGCUGCCUACUAAGACUGCAACCUGACAACAUCACGCUUACUUGGGGUAAGCCUCAGAGUGGUGGGGAACAACCACUAGGACUCGGACAAACUGUGGUAGCAGGACUAGCGGAGGGUCUGCUGGACCUCGGUUUGCUGAAGGCUGUGUUCCUUGGUCACCAGGGAGUGGAUGUCCACGCUGUUUGUUUGCAGAACAAACUGAGCCAGAUGACAGUGGAGGAGAACGGCCUCAGCCUGCUCUAUGGCCUCGGUACCACCGACAACAGACUCCUACACUUUGUGGCCCCCAACUACACUGCACAAAUGCUCUACAAGGGUCUCUCAGAGUUGGUCAAUGCGACCAGGAAGUUGAAGAAGUUUCCAGAUCAGCGGUUGCAGUGGCUCCGGAGGCAGUACGUCAGUCUGUAUCAGGAGGAGGGUCGAUACGAAGGCCCGACGUUAGCCCAGGCCAUUGAGCUCUUCGGCGGGCGCAGGUGGAACAUGGGUGCCAAUGGAGGGGAUAAAUCCUGCACCCCGAAAAGCAGUCCUCUCGGGAUUAAUGAAAAAACUAAGAAGAAGAAAAAGGCCCUUGUUAGGGGAGACAGUGGGGAUGCCACAGAUGAUGAGAUGGUUUCCAGGAAAACGCAUAGCUGUAAAGAAGGGUUUUAUCGGAACGGACCAGAGUCGGACAGCAUAGACCAAGACGAUCCAGAUGACAGCUUCCCUGGGCCGUUCUCGCUCUCGUCCAAAGGAAGUCCUGGACUCCUCGCUUCUUCUUCCUCAUCUUCCUCUUCUUCCAGUAUGGCCAGCUCCAACCAAUCCCGCCAGCAAUCCUCUCCAGUUCUUUCAGGGACUACCAAGACUCUGCAAGGGGCGUGGAGCAGCAGGUCGUGGCACGGUCGCGGCAAAGGCUGUUUUAAAGGCUUCCAGAACCUCAUGAUAUCCGACAGUACCAUGAGCUUCAUCGAGUUUGUGGAGCUCUUCAAGUCCUUCAGUAUCCGGAGCAGGAAGGACCUGAAGGAGCUUUUCGACACAUUCGCCGUCCCUUGCAGUCGUUUCUCUCCAGAGUCUGCUCCUCUGUACACCAACCUGAAGAUUGACGACAGGGACGCGGGGCUUCAACCAGACCUCGACCUCCUGACUCGGAACGGCUCGGACCUUGACCUCUUCAUCCGGAACAGGCAGCAGAUGCCUGAAAACCAGAAGCAGAUCUCGGAUGCUAUUGCCGCCGCCAGCAUCGUGACCAAUGGGACGGGAGUGGAGAAUGCAUCACUAGGCGUGUUGGGCUUGGGCAUACCUCAGCUGAAUGAUUUCCUGGUCAACUGUCAGAGAGAGCACUUGAGCUACGAUGACAUUCUCAGCAUUAUACAAACAUUUGAGCCAUCAUCAAACAUGAGGCUAAUGGGCUGGAUGUCAUUCGAAGGCUUCGCAAGAUUCCUCAUGGACAAGGAGAACUUUGCCUGUCGUAACGAAGAAUCGCAAAUAAACCCCGAAGAGCUCCAGCACCCUCUGUCCUACUACUACAUUGAAUCAUCACACAACACAUACUUGACCGGACACCAGCUCAAAGGAGAAUCCUCUGUUGAGCUUUAUAGUCAGGUGCUGCUACAAGGCUGCAGGAGUGUGGAGCUGGACUGUUGGGACGGCGAUGACGGCAUGCCAGUCAUCUAUCACGGACACACGCUCACCACUAAAAUCCCUUUUAAGGAUGUGGUGGAAGCAAUUAACCGCUCUGCGUUUGUCAACUCUGACAUGCCGGUUAUCCUGUCCAUUGAGAACCACUGCUCCCUACCCCAGCAGCGCAAGAUGGCCGACAUCUUUAAGACGGUGUUCGGUGAGCGUCUGGUGACGCGCUUUCUCUUCGAGGGUGACUUCAGCGACGACCCUCACCUGCCGUCGCCGCUGCAGCUUCGCGGGAGGAUCCUGCUGAAAAACAAAAAGCUCAAAGCUCACCAGGCGCCAGUGGACAUAUUGAAGCAAAAGGCUCACCAGCUGGCCCACUUGCAAGCCCAAGCUAGCAAUGGGUCACCAGGUGGCGCCUCGCCCGGAAGCCACGCAAACGAAGAAGAAGAUGAAGAUGAAGACGAGUACGACUACGACUACGAGUCCUUAUCUGAUGAUAACCUCCUGGAGGAAAAAGCGGAAGGGAAGAGCUCGGCGGACAAAGAGGAGCAGCCUGUCGACGAAGCGCCCAAGCGGAUGAAGAAGGUUGACAGCAGCACUCAGAGUAAAGGAAAGGUGUUCGACAUGGAGCUGGGCGAGGAGUUCUAUCUCCCUCAGAACAAGAAAGAGAGUCGGCAGAUCGCGCAAGAGCUUUCCGACCUCGUCAUUUACUGCCAGGCCGUCAAAUUCCCAGGCUUGUCCACGCUGUCGCCGUCCGGCUCGGGCAGGGGGAAGGACCGCGGAAAGAGCAGGAAGUCCAUAUUCGGCACGGCUCCGGCCCGCAGCGGCGCCACGGGGGAAGUCGACGGGCAGAAUCGCCCGUCCAGGAAAAGUGGCGCUGAGCGGCUGAGCUGGGAAGAGCAGCAACAGCAGGCGUCGCCGGCGCUCAACCCGCCGACGUCGCUGAGCGCCAUCAUCCGCACGCCCAAGUGCUACCACAUCUCGUCGGUGAACGAGAACGCAGCCAAGCGCUUGUGCCGGCGAUACUCGCAGAAGCUCAUCCAGCACACGGCUUGCCAGCUUCUACGCACGUACCCGGCCGCUACCCGCAUCGACUCGGCUAACCCAAACCCGCUCCUCUUCUGGCUGCACGGCAUCCAGCUGGUGGCGCUCAACUACCAGACGGACGACCUUCCCAUGCAAUUGAACGCGGCGUUGUUCGAAGCUAACGGUGGCUGCGGCUACGUCCUCAAGCCGCCCGUGCUUUGGGACCGAAGCUGCCCUCUCUACCAGCAGUUCUGCCCCACCGAAAGAGAUGUGGAGGGAAGCGCCCCGGCUGUUUACACCAUCACUAUCGUGUCAGGUCAGAACGUGUGCCCGGCCAACGGUUCCGGCAGCCCGUGCGUGGAAGUGGACGUCCUGGGCACGGCGGGCGACAGCUGCCACUUCCGCACUAAGCCCAUCCAUCGUAACACACUUAACCCCAUGUGGAGCGAGCGCUUCCAGUUCAGCGUGCACUUUGAGGAUCUGUGCUUCCUGCGCCUUGCCGUGGUGGAGAACAACAGCUCGCAAACAACCGCGCAGAGGAUUCUACCCCUCGGGGCCCUUAAAGCAGGCUACAGACACGUGCAGUUGAGGACGCAACACAACGAAACCAUGGAAGUGUCCAGCUUGUUCAUCUACAGCAAACGGGUGGAAGAAACUCCAGCAGGGGGCGCUUGUCCUUCGUCACAGUUGUUCAGUCCCGAGGAGAAGCACGCUUCCCAACGGCACAGAGUGACCAUACACGGCACCCCUGGAUCAGAACCGUUCGGCGUGUUCUCCGUCACAGAACACACAACGAGCAAACAACUAUUGGACAUGAUUUCCGAGGGAAACACGGCCGAUUACUUCCUCUGCGAGGAGAAGCUUCUUUUGUCCAAGGAGCGGGGUGAGAACAAGCGCUGCGCUCAGCGGCGGCCCCUCAGUCCUGACGAGACGUUGGUGCGGGUGGUCUCCGGAUGGGACGCCGAGGAUGGCUACGUGGGGAGAAUCUGCCUCCAAACCAGAGAGGAGAAUCUAAACGAGAAGAACGCAGUGACCGAAGGUGAGGAGGAACUGACCACCGGAGGAAGCAGCGGCGGAGAUGAGGACAUGUUCUUGGUCCAAGUGCACGAGGUGUCCCCAGAGCAACCUCACACGGUCAUCAAAGCGCCGCGCUACAGUUCCGCACAGGACAUCAUACAGCAAACUCUAAUCAAGGCCAAGUAUUCGUAUAGCAUCGUGUCCAACCCCAAUCCUAGUGACUACGUCCUCAUGGAGGAGGUCGGGAAGGAUGCCGGCUCCAAGAAGUCGUCCGGCGCUAAACCCGCGCAGCGAGUUCUUUUGGAUCACGAGUGCGUGUAUCACGCGCAGAGUCGUUGGAAGGGCGCCGGGAAGUUUAUUCUUAAGCUCAAAGAGCAGGUGGCACGCGAGGACAAGAAAAAGGGGAUAUCGUUCGCCAGCGAGCUGAAAAAGUUAACCAGUCGUGGGCGCAGCAUGACGACGGGCGCGGCGGCCACGGCGGAAGGCUCCGCCCACAGUAAGGAUGAGAAAGCGGCAUGCUGCGUGGCGCUCACCGAGCUGCACGAGUGAGACUGCACGCUGCUCUGUGCAUGGCGAACAUGCAACAGAGUGGUCUACUUUUUCAGGGUAUCUAUGUGUGAAGGCGCAGACAUCUUCGUCGUUCAACAGAGGGCAGCAAAAAGCAGACUCCUGCCUCUCCUCGCCUCUCGGCCCUCCCGCCGCAUGGAAGCGUCACAUCCUUCAAAACUGGAAGAUCCACAAAUGAAAACCCCCCGGAGAGCGAUGGAAAUCAUUGUCCCCGCCCUCUUUUCUUAAAGGACCGAGCAAAAAAAAACAGAUAAGCGGCUCAGUGCUUGAGGGUGACGAAGCGACGAGAUGAGGAAGAAACGUUUGGAGAUGAGAUACUUUAUUUCCUGUACUGUAAGAGCACAUUUUGGGUUGCAAAGGGACGAAGGUUUUGAAAAAUGCACAUUUUAAGGCAAAGCAUUACACUAAAUGUAGCGCUCAAGGUGGCCAGUCGUUAUUGGAUUUUGCAGUUACUGACAAGUGGAGAAUUGUUUUUCGCCCAAAAUGUAGCACAAUAGAUUUUUGUUUUUCUUUUUUUAAUUUCUUGUAUAGUUGUGACUUCACUGGCAGACUAACUUACUCCCGAGCCGCAUGUGGCUUUUUUUUUGUAAUCCUCCUGCUGUGAAUUUGAAGGCGGCCAAUGAGUUAAUAGUACAUCUUUUUUGAUAAAUACUAUGUCGGAGGUCAGUUUUAGGGCCCAACCUAGCGAAACAUGACGCGUCAAGGUCUUACCUCCUUGAUACCUGAAUUUACAUUUUACAUAAAUACAUCAAAAAGCAUUAGGGGAAUACAUAAAAGUACAUAAAAAUAGUAAUAAUUAAAAACAAGAAAACCUAAAUAUAGAAGUUUAAAUGGAAAAAUACAACAAAAAUUUUGAAAAUUUAAUACUUCAUCCAAAAAAAAAAAAAAAAAUUACAAAAAUAGAAAAACACAGAGAAUCAAAUAAGACAUUUUAAAAAAUAUAUAGAGAAAUAAAUAUUUGAAAAUAUGAAGAUUACAUAAAAAGGAAGAAUUUUUAAAA